Perca flavescens (yellow perch) is the source of this 452-nucleotide messenger RNA. RefSeq names its product parathyroid hormone 4 (gene pth4). The transcript is spliced from 3 exons. Gene Ontology annotation, molecular function: hormone activity. Gene Ontology annotation, cellular component: extracellular region. Bases 84 to 452 code for a protein of 122 amino acids. Gene Ontology annotation, biological process: bone mineralization. The record is from RefSeq and is a predicted model, not a curated record. Lineage: Eukaryota; Metazoa; Chordata; Actinopteri; Perciformes; Percidae.
UCAGGGGGCUUUAUAAAGAGGUCUGGAGGUCGAACCUGAACUCAGUUUAGUGUCUGAUCAUUAGAGGAGCUGCUGUCACCAACAUGCGCAAUAAGAUGCAGAUGUCCCAGAGGCCUGUACAGUGGCUCGCUGUCAUGCUUCUCGCCAUCUUUACAACCGGCCAGUGUCAACAGAACGAGAGUCGGCGAGCUGUGACCGAACACCAGCUGAUGCACGACCGCGGCCAAAACAUCCAGAGCCUCAAGAGACUCAUCUGGCUGUCCAGCGCCAUCGAGGGUCUCCACACUGCCCAGACUCGCUCUGCUGCUUUCAACCCCACAAAGGUCCUGAACCUGGCUCUGAAUCCAAAGCUGGUCCCUGCUGCUGGGAUCCCCCAGCCCAACCGGGUGGAGAGCCUCAUGAGAGACUUCUUUAAUCCCUACCUGACUCAACAGCCAGACAGAGAGGCGUAA